CCAGGGAGAAAAGUACCUCUGGGUCAUUUUAAGCUAACGUCGACCACUGCCUAGCUGAGACAGUUAUGUAACUAACGAUUGAAGGCUUGUCACAUAAUGAAAAGAGAACGUCUGACUCCCAAAAGUAACAUGGAGCAGUCUCUCUUUUAAAGUCGCUACUUAACAGUGAAAGAUUAUUAUGACAUUCGUGAGCGAACUUUCUUUUCGUCAGGUAAGAACUGUCAUUUCCUUCUUUUCUGCUUUGACAAGAAUAAAGUCCCACAGCGCAGACUAAUAAUAAUAACAAUACAGUAUUUGAAACCAAACUCACAAUGAUGAUGCAAUACAUGUUUAAUUUUGUAUCUCUAAAAAAAAUAGGAACAUAUAAUGUUGAACGUUUUUUCUAUACAAUCAUUGGAUUUACCAGCAGUGCUGAUUACAUCUCUUCCUGUUGCUUAAGAUUACUGCAAAAUUGCUACAUAGCGAUAGCAUACAUAACCCUGUUAGCGCCAGUUCCACGCAUGCAUCCGUCAUUGCACACUCGACUUUGCAUGCACGGACUGUAGGACACCUCGCUCUGCUCUGCAUCUUUGCCUGCUUCUCGAUGCCAUAUCGCCCUCUGUGCCAGCCAGUCAGCUUCCUGCAGCAAAAGAGGCCACCUCUGCACACUCGAGGCGCAUUCAUGUCCCCCCUGUAUGGUUGCCUCUUCCUCCCGGUGUGCUGUUCAAACAAGGAUGCUAUUGAGACCCCCCCGUCCAGCUGCACAGCCACAUUCACAAGUGCAAACACUAUGUGCCCUGUGUGAUCGCUUGCCACCCUCACACGACAUAGGGAGGACAAGGAAGACAAAAUCAGCAUCAUAGACUAGAUGUGCCCCCACAUCUAGUCUUGGAUAGAUGAGUAGAGACCUCCACCAAAACUGAAAACGCAAGCAGUGGUGUUUUGUAUUUGUGUUAUCUGUUUUCGCAGACUACUUCCUGGUUCAAGGAGGAUGAGGUCACAGACAACGGCGGGUCAAAGCCAGCUCGCAAAUUUGCCGGCUGUGGUAUCAAAAGUGCACCAGAGGCAGGACACUGUGUGAAAGGGGAAUGGCGGAAAGCUAACCUCUCCCUCCCCUGUUGUGUUUAAGCAGGAAUAACAACACCGCACCUGCUAUCAUCAUACAUGAACCAAGAAAUAACCAAAGGUGGCAUUGCUGGGGCAGAGAAGCACGCUGAAGGGAACAAACGUCUACAUCAAUGAGCAUCUGACGAAACUCGACGACGACAUCGCCAAGAAAGCACACAAUUGCAAAACCAAAUGAAAUGGAGGACAGGACAAACACUGAUGACCUCAUCUGGAAUUAUCAGCCGCAUUCAACCAUGAAAGAGUUUCUGUGUGAAAGACAGUCUGCCUCUACUCUUGCAUCGCUGCUCUGUCGUGACUGUGGGGGGUGGACACUUGAAGUGCAAAGAAAGUCCUGUAUCCGCACCUUUACCCAGAUCCUCACCGAACGUGAACGGCUUCUCUGCAGUACUUCAUCAUGCUGUGGUUAAACGAGCCGGCUCUUGCUAAGGUUUCUUGCUUAUAGGACAAGAAGUGCUGCUUCCUGGGGCGCUACGAUGAUUGUUGCCUCCUCCUUCCUAUGCAGCCGCUGUUGACAAUUCUCUCCAUGGCCUCACCCCUCCCCCUUGUGCAUGCACGCACACGCUCAGAAACUGAUGCAAGUUCCCCUAUCUGUCAGAGCCAGUUCCUCCAUUUAAGAUGCUGACUUGUUUAUGAAGUAAGGACGAGUGGUUCUGCCGUCCUCUCCUCACUCACGUCCUCGACGGCAGGUGUAUGAAGUCUGAGGCGAAGGCGGGACGUGGGAGCGCUGUGGGUGGCCGGUAGGUGAGCACUACAGGGGCCAGACAGGAGGAGGCGGAGGAGGAGGAGCAGGGGUCAAGCAUGGAGCUGUAGGGGCGCCCGCGCUCAGAUGCCCAUGCGGACGCCUGAGGAGGAGGAGGCGUGCGGCGGCUGAGAUGAACAGGACCAAGAGGAAGCCCAACUGUGAGAGCCCCAACGUGCUGCAGAGCAGGAAGCAGGUCCAGAGGAGGAGGAACACAUGUCCCAGUCCUCAGGACAUCACCCGGGCCCUGCAGGGCCCCCCUUCCACCCCCAGCGCCAGUGCGGCCAGCCUGGAUGAGCUCAUACUACGCUGCCUCAACUGCUUCGCAGAUUCUGAGGGAAAGCUAUGCAGCCCCCGAGGCUCCCAAACGGUCCACAUGACCCUGAUGAUGCACAGCUGGGUGGUCCCGUCCCAGACGUUCGCACAGAAGCUCCUGGCCUUGUACAAGGCCUGCCCACCCGACAAAAGAGGACUGAGGCGGGGUCAAGUGUGCCACCUGGUCAGGACCUGGAUCGGCCAGUUCCCUGCCGUGUUUGAGGCCGACCCCCUUCUGGAGCAGACCAUGGGGGACCUGUGGGCGCUGGUCCGCUCAGACGGGGAGGAGACGCAGCUCAUCGACACCUCCUGCUUAAGUCCUCACGCGAACGUGUCACAGGCUCCUUCACCCUCAGUGAAGAAGAGGAAAGUGUCUCUCAUCUUCGACCACAUGGAGGCGGAUGAGAUGGCCGAGCAUCUCAGCUACUUGGAGUUCAAGAACUUCUGCAACGUUUCGUUCCUGGACUACCGCAGCUACGUGGUGCGGGGCUCGGUGAGGGACAACCCGGCGCUGGAGCGCUCGGUCAUGAUGUGCAACGGUGUGUCCCAGUGGGUCCAGCUGAUGAUCCUCAGCAGGCAUACGGCCCAGCAGAGGGCGCAGGUCUUCACCAAGUUCAUCCAUGUGGCUCAGAGGCUUCGAGCUCUGCAGAACUUCAACACACUGAUGGCCGUCACUGGAGGCCUCUGCCACAGCUCCAUCUCCCGCCUCAAAGACACGUACAACCUGCUGCCUCCCGACAUCACCAAGGUCCUGAGUGAGAUGACAGAUCUGCUGUCAUCACGCAGCAACUACAGCAACUACCGGCGGCUCUACAGCGAGUGCAGCGGCUUCAAGGUGCCCAUCCUGGGCGUGCACCUCAAGGACCUGAUCUCCCUCAACGAGGCCCUGCCCGACUACAUGGACAAGGACAAGAUCAACCUGAGCAAGCUGCAGCACAUCUACAGCAACAUCAAUGAGCUUCUGGCGCUGCACAGCUGCACGCCGCCCUUUGAGGCCAACAAGGACCUCCUGCACCUGCUGACGCUCUCCCUAGAUCUCUACUACACCGAGGACGAGAUCUAUGAACUCUCUUACGCCAAGGAACCCAAGAACCCCAAGAUACAGCCCAUCACUCCAGUUAAACCGCCAGUGGUGGCAGAAUGGGGGUCAGGGGUCACACCCCGCCUGGACCCCAACACCAUAUCGAAACACGUCAAACAGACAGUGGAUUCCAUCAUGAAGAACUACGACCACAAGCAGGACGGCUACAUCUCACUGGAAGACUUUGAGAAAAUAGCUGCCAACUUCCCCUUCUCCUUCUGCACGCAGGAAACUGACAGGCAGGGUCAAAUCAGCCGCGAGGAGAUCACGUCCUACUUCAUGCGGGGGAUGUCGGUGUGCGCCAAGCUGGGCUACAGCUUCAACGACCCUCACAACUUCCACGAGACCACCUACAAGAGACCCACCUUCUGCGACACCUGCGGGGGCUUUCUGUGGGGCGUCAUCAAACAAGGCUACCACUGCAAAGGCUGCGGGAUGAAUUGCCACAAACACUGCAGGGAUCUGGUGGGAAUGGAGUGCGUGAAGAAACACAAAAACACCAGCGGAUCCUGCCCGUGCACACCCGCCCCGGACUCUCGAGCGAAGGGGACCGCGUGGAGUACGGAGGAGGAGGCCUUCAUCUUCUCCCACAGCAAUGAUGUGGAACACAACAAGGGCGCCCCCAUCAGGAAGACUACAGACUCAGCGCUGUCGGACCGCUCCACUCAGACGGACCCUGGAAUGUGGACCCCUGAGAAGAAGGAGCGCAGGAUUCACCACCCCAGACAGGCCAACACGCUGCCUGCUGAGAGAAGUCGAGUCAGCUCCAUGCCUGUCUCCUUCCUGCAGGAGAAGCUGGAGGAGCUGCAGCUCUCCAAGGAAAAGAGCCGGGAGCCAGACUGAUCCAAACCCGCUCCCCAAAAAAGACCAAACUUUCCCAAACCUGAGACGCCUUCAUUAUUUGUGACCUUUUUCCCAGCACAUUUCCACAAUGGACUGUUUUAAAUAUUUCCAUUACUCAUGUAGUUUCUGGUGCUAAGAUUCUUGGGAAUGUCAUGUGACCAGUUUCCUGAUCCAGGAUGAGUCCAUGGAGGGAAAUGAACACUAACCCCCCAUCUCCCCCAGCAAAGUUGGCAUUGACAUAACCUUGGCAGCUAAGUCCACAAAGCCUGCUCAAAGAAGUCAAGGUUUGUUGUUGGCUUUGUUUGAUUGGAACUCCAGUUUGUCUUUUCAAACUUUGCUUUUAUUUGAUUUCAGAGCUGAUUCAGCACCAAGCACCUCAAAAGUGCCUCAUGAUGACUUUGACUUGCAUUAUUGUGUUAAAGCACAACAAUAAAAAUGACAUUUAAGUCCCUUGAAGUGUGUGAAACGGUCAAGAAAAAGCCCCCAGGUUCCAUCCAGGUGUAUACAACGGCUUUUAUUGUACAAAGACAAGAAACAGCUCGGAUCAUAAUUAGUUUAACCACACCGGUACAAAAGAAACAAUUUUUUUUUUAACUACAGCAAGCACAAAGGGAUUAAAAAAAAGGAAAAAAAAAAGCAUUAUACAUCUACUGAAAAGUGGCAUGAACGCUUAAAUACGACAGCAUGAACACUUCUAAAAUGUUGUGGGAGUAAAUCAUCCAGAACCAAAACAGAAAAAGAAGUUGAAAUAAAAGCAAAAAGCAUGCUUUUGUUCGUGUUGACGUAUUUCUAGUGUUGACUUUUCAUACACUGAAGCUCUCCUCUCAUUCACAGACACAAACAAAGCAUCGUCAGGUUAGCGUCUAGCUUGCUAGCAUCUACCACCUCGCCGCCACCGCCUUACAUAAGACAGAUUUUUUUUUUGG
Molecule: messenger RNA, 5011 nt
Organism: Dunckerocampus dactyliophorus (ringed pipefish)
Lineage: Eukaryota; Metazoa; Chordata; Actinopteri; Syngnathiformes; Syngnathidae
Gene: rasgrp4
Product: RAS guanyl releasing protein 4
Exons: 18
Coding region: 1980-4085 (701 amino acids)
Biological process (GO): positive regulation of GTPase activity; Ras protein signal transduction
Cellular component (GO): plasma membrane
Molecular function (GO): guanyl-nucleotide exchange factor activity; calcium ion binding
Source: RefSeq, a predicted model, not a curated record